AUGGACUCAACUUUCGUAGACAUUGGUGAAGAAUACAUGCAAGCAGAAUAUUUAGAUGAACAUUUAGAAGAUGUACUAUCGGCCAACAUUCAUUCGAGCUGUUCUAUUGCUUUAGAACAAAUCACUGCCAGUGAAGCUAACAGCAAGCCCGAUAAACAUAACCGUCCAGUGAAAUACAAGAGACGAAAGUAUAAUGUCCUCACCAUCAAAGAUAAGAACAUAGACUUGAACCUGCUAAAUUGUGGUAAGACUGUUCUACAAGUGGCUGACGAAACGGGCCUUCCACGGUCGACGGUUUACGGAAUCAAGAAGCAAGAAAUAGCAUUGCGGCAUUGCAAGACGAUGGCCAACAAAACGAUCCAGUUUCGCAAACGGAUAAGACUUCCGACGCAUGUAUUGCUGAAUGAAGCCGUCUUAUUGUGGUUCUACGGAAAACGUCAGAAACACAUACCGAUAUCAGAUGCACUCUUAUGUGAAAAAUGCAAGCUUCUCCACGAAACAUCGUGCACGACGCCCGAUUGUCGAUUUAGAGCAAGUUAUGGUUGGUUACGUAGCUUCAAAGCUAGAAACGGGAUCAGAACGUUAACUGUCUCUGGAGAGAAACUUGACGCGGAUAUUGCUGCGGUUGAACCGUUUAAGAAUAAAUUGACGGAGAUUAUAACUUCAAACAACUAUAGUGCUGAUGAUAUUUAUAACGCUGAUGAGACGGCAUUAGUUGUAAAGGCCUUGCCUUCAAAGUCAUUGGUUAGUUUUAGCGAAAAAACUGCACCCGGACGCAAGUCUUUGAAGGAGCGACUGACAAUUACACCUUGCAGCAAUGCAAGUGGUAGCCACAAAUUACCAUUACAAGUACUUGGCCGCGCAGCAAAUCCUAGAUGCUUUAAAACGCAAGGCGUGCCUGAUGGGAUACACUAUUUUUCAAAUAAGAAAGCGUGGCAAACUAGUGCGACGUUUACUGAUUGGUUCUACUCCGUCUUCGUUCCUGAAAUCAAACGGAAGGCAGCUGCACAGAAUAGACCGGCUAAAGCGCUUCUAAUUUUAGAUAAUUGCACCGCACAUUGCAGUAAAGAUAAGUUUCAAGUGGAUGACGCAGAAAUUCAGGUGAUCUUCCUUCCUCCAAAUGUGACAAGCAUUCUGCAGCCUAUGGAUCAAGGCAUCAUCAAUGCUUUUAAAGGUAACAAUGUCAUUACAUUUUGGAGUCCAAGAUAG
This is a messenger RNA of Toxorhynchites rutilus septentrionalis, 1209 nucleotides long. RefSeq names its product jerky protein homolog-like. Gene Ontology annotation, molecular function: DNA binding. The coding region runs from base 1 to 1209 and encodes 402 amino acids. The transcript has a single exon. Gene Ontology annotation, cellular component: nucleus. Lineage: Eukaryota; Metazoa; Arthropoda; Insecta; Diptera; Culicidae. The record is from RefSeq and is a predicted model, not a curated record.